Folsomia candida is the source of this 2508-nucleotide messenger RNA. RefSeq names its product gamma-aminobutyric acid receptor subunit beta. Bases 968 to 2185 code for a protein of 405 amino acids. Gene Ontology annotation, cellular component: neuron projection; membrane; synapse. The transcript is spliced from 5 exons. The record is from RefSeq and is a predicted model, not a curated record. Lineage: Eukaryota; Metazoa; Arthropoda; Collembola; Entomobryomorpha; Isotomidae. Gene Ontology annotation, molecular function: extracellular ligand-gated monoatomic ion channel activity; neurotransmitter receptor activity; transmembrane signaling receptor activity. Gene Ontology annotation, biological process: regulation of membrane potential; signal transduction; monoatomic ion transmembrane transport.
AUUAUAAAUUGCUAAACGAGAGGUUGUCUAGCAUGGUGGUGGUACCCACACGACGCGAUAAAUAUAUCGCACGUCUAACAGCAAAUGGUUUAAAUAGUCUUAAAUAAAGUCCUUGUAUUCCCAUCAUGAUGUCAAGUUUUUGAUUUAAAAAUAUUUUAUCUUUUCCCAAUAAUUUCUAUACGUCAAUUCAACAUAACCUUUUGAUUUGACGUUCUUUCUUCAAUCACCUCGUUCGAAACUUUUAAAGACAAAUCUUAACAGGAAGUUGCUAAUAUUUUUAGCAAUCAAUUUUUUGCACCUCCUCCUCUUCUUAAAAGUGUUUGUGAACAUGGAAUCUUUAUUUGAGUUAGAUUUUCAGCAGUUUUGUAUGACGUUUGCAACGAGGAGGAUGGCAUUGUCGCCAUCAGUAAAAAAUUAAUUGGAUUAAAUUGGUCUGAAAAGUUGUCCUUCUUGCUGAUACAUAAAAUUGCAGGGAUAUUUUAGUGGCAAAAAAUUAGAUGGAGAAAAACAGUCUCGUUUAAAUUGCAUAUCAUAUCAUAAUCCUCCGAAUUAAGUGAGCUAUUUAUUUAUUCCAUAAGAAUUUGCGAGUGUGCGUGCAACUAAAUCAGUAGUGUAUAUAUUUCAGUGAAGAUAAUCCAUAUACAUAAAUAUGUGUAAAAUAUAUGUAAAAUUAAGGAAAUCCUCAUUCAUGUUUCUGACCACAAAUUAGAGAAUUAGUAAUACAUAUUGCUGCUGAAUUGUUCUAACGCACACUCAUGGGAAUAUCCCAAAAUAUGCAGCUUAUUUAGGGAAAUGUCAAUACGUUAUACGUCAAUAUUUGUAAUUUCUACUAAUAUUACUACAUGAUUCGAUAGUAUUGAUUACCCUGUUAAACAAUGUACAUGUGACUAAAACGGUACAAUAAGGCCAGUUAUAGUGUUCCAUGACGUGAAUAUUCAUUAAAAACGCACAAAACUUACACAUCAUAAUGAUGCUGCUACAACGAGGAACAUUUUUUGGGAUGAGAUUGUUCACUAUUCUUCAGUUUUUGAUAGUUACGCAAACUGCAUCAGUCACCCUCCCGGAUAACUAUGACCCCAACAUUCGCCCAAAUAAUGGUGGGGUUGCGGACGUAAUUAGCGUCUCUGUGGGCAGCAUUACGAUUCAAGAAGUGGACGAAUCUUUGCAAAAGAUCUCAGUGGAAUGUAUCCUCCACACAUUUUGGGAUGAUAAGCGAUUAUCCAACUUGGUCGAGAGGACGUCAGUGUAUGCCGAAAAACUUCCAAACGUUUGGACCCCCACAUUGUCAAUCGUGAACAGUGCAGAAAUGCCAAUCCGGAGUAACAAGGCGUUGUCCUUGAAAUCUGAUGGAACUGUAGAUUACGCGGAACGAGUGUCUGCAAAGAUAAGCUGUCAAAUGUCCAUGAUGAGAUACCCGUUUGGGAAACAACAUUGCAAACUGGAACUAGUUUCAUAUGGAUACUCAUCAAUUCACCUAAUUUUGCUCUGGAAUGGGAUAAUUCCUCUGCAGAAUAUUAAAACAUUUGACCCCAAAUACUCCAUAUCUCAUGUGGAACAAACUUCCGAACGACAUAAAACUCCUGCUGGAGAAUUUUCACACAUUAUUGUCGAAAUUUCUUUAAAUCGUUCUCCCUUCCGUUUAAUUUUGCAAGCCUUGUUACCAACAUUCUUCUUUGCAGCUCUGUCCUAUUUUAUCACAUUUUGCAUGGGAAGAAGUUGUACGAGUCGUCAUAAUAAUAAUAAUAAUCAGGAAAAAUGUGCCAAGACAAGUUUAGAGGAAGAAGGACCCGAAUCCGAAGUUAAAGAAGAUGAGAAAUUACAAAUCUCACAAAAUUCCUUCUCAUUCGCAUCCUACAUCGGACUCGAUUUCAUUAAACUCGUUGUGAACGUGUUUAUCCUUUUAAUUGUAAUAAUACUGCAACAAAUCAACGCUGUGACUAUUCCGACGCUUACUGCGCUGGACGUUUGGGUGGGGUUCAUGUGCGUCACCGUUUUUGUGUGCUUCGUGGUCACAUUGCAAUUUUGUGUCAAAAAGUGGCAAUAUUUUCUGCGAGAAAUGCCUAUAAGCCAAACUGAUAAGGAUACGUCCGCUUUGGUGCAGAAAAUUAUCAACAUUUUGCGAAUCUCGAUUCCUGUUUUAUUCAUCGUAUUUUUAAUUGCCUUUCUUGGGUUUUGUUUAUCAUAAUAAAAAACGAUUUUAUUAUCUGAUGUUUUCAAAGUAUGGCCAUAUUCUGUUUUGUAUUAGGUAUGUGUUCACAUUGGAUGUGACCUUUGUUUCGUGAGUUAAAAAUCUGUUUUAAUUUGAUAUAAUACAAUUACAUAUAAGUAAAUGUGCAAUGUGUAACAUGGUUUUGAGCUUUGUAUGGUAAGGUGUCACUUUGGGUACAUAGAAUCUAAUCGUAAGAAUAAUGUGUGUUCACAUACCAUAAACGAAACGAAUUUUUCUCUAUAAUUUUGCAUGUACAGUGUUCACCAGAGUACGAAUUAUACAAUAAACACUCGAAUAGA